Molecule: messenger RNA, 1133 nt
Organism: Salvelinus fontinalis (brook trout)
Lineage: Eukaryota; Metazoa; Chordata; Actinopteri; Salmoniformes; Salmonidae
Product: hairy and enhancer of split-related protein helt-like
Exons: 4
Coding region: 295-1008 (237 amino acids)
Biological process (GO): regulation of neurogenesis; regulation of transcription by RNA polymerase II; anterior/posterior pattern specification
Cellular component (GO): nucleus
Molecular function (GO): RNA polymerase II cis-regulatory region sequence-specific DNA binding; protein dimerization activity; DNA-binding transcription factor activity, RNA polymerase II-specific
Source: RefSeq, a predicted model, not a curated record
GCCACGUGGAUGAACAAAGCAAGUCUUUCCCCCUGCUAGCCGAUGGCUUCAGACGUUUUAUUUGUUUUGUUUUUAACUGAUCCUAAAUGCUCACAUUUACCAGAAGCUUGCUCUUUAAUCCUAUGGAAUAAUUUAGACCAUGAAUGCGGGAGUCCCUCGGAUGAUCGCUUUAUAAGGGGCAGCUUCUCAGCUCACCUCUCAGUCUACCUAGUCUACAAGCUAAGGAACACACAUCCAAACUGCCUCCUGGCAUUCAUAUUUUGAAUUAGAACUUUAUCAGCACUUUGCCAAAGGAUGGCAUCCAAGAUGAAGGAUCGCAAGAGAACUCCCAUCUCCCAUAAAGUGAUAGAAAAAAGAAGACGGGACCGCAUCAACCGCUGCCUAAACGAACUGGGGAAAACUGUGCCAAUGGCGCGCGCGAAACAGAACUCUGGAAAGCUGGAGAAGGCCGAGAUUCUGGAGAUGACAGUUCAGUAUCUACGAGCGCUCCACUCCGCAGACUUCCCCAGGGGCAGAGAAAAGGGUGAGCUACUGGGGGAGUUCGCCAACUACUUCCACUACGGCUACCACGAGUGCAUGAAGAACCUGGUGCACUACCUGACCACGGAGGAGAGGGUUGAGACCAAAGACAUCAAGUACGCAAGGAUCCUGGCCUUUCUUCAGUCCAAGUCCCGAGUCGUCACCGAGCCGGUGUUCGGCUCCCUGGGCGCGUUGCCAGACCAGGCAGAUUAUCUGUGCCAGUUGCACUCCUCCCCGGAGUCACACCAGAGCCACAGCCCCAGCGACUCCGUGUUUCAGCAGAGUCCACCCGGACAUUUCUCUUGGCACAGCACGGCACGCAGCCCAACCAUGUCGUACCCAACUGUGCCGCUUUCCGCCCCGACGCAACAGCACCACGGUGGCUACUUGUCACCAGUGCAAGGACUUGACCAUCACUACUUCAACUUCUUCAACGGCCACCCGCACGCGAAUGCGUUCAGUUUUCACAGUACGCAACACGCGUUGUAAAUAGAAUCCGGCUACCAUUUUGUGUUGUCUUUAUUUAUAUAUGUGUUCAUAAUAAAUAGUUAAAAAUUGUGGAUAUUGUAUAGUGUACAAUACAUUUUAUUUUAAUAAAAGUAAAUGUUUAUUUC